UUGACACAUGUGGACCUCCAGUGACAUCCUCCUCCAGCAAGGCUGUCUCCGCUCCCUCCUGCGCUCAGAAGCCUCUGGAGGGAUUUAUUUUGCAGAAGGGAACUUCCAUGCAUUUGCUUACUGUUAUUUAAGGAGCCUUUGCUAGACGCUUUUGGAUCGUGCUUCUGAGCGGACAAAAGAUUUUGCCUUCAAAAUGCUCAUAAAGGAAUAUCGCAUUCCUCUUCCGAGGAGCGUGGAAGAGUAUCGCAUUGCCCAGCUCUACAUGAUCCAGAAAAAGAGCAGAGAGGAGACAUGUGGGGAAGGCAGUGGAGUGGAGAUCCUGGAGAACAGGCCCUACAUGGACGGCCCCGGAGGCAACGGGCAGUACACGCACAAAGUUUACCACAUUGGUAUGCACAUACCCAGCUGGUUUCGGUCCAUACUGCCCAAGGCAGCGCUGCGAGUUGAGGAGGAAUCUUGGAACGCGUAUCCUUACACGAGGACAAGGUAUACGUGUCCUUUUGUGGAGAAAUUCUCUAUUGAUAUCGAGACCUACUACAAAACUGACCCAGGAGAACACACCAAUGUGUUCAAUCUUUCUCCUGCGGAGAAAAGACAGACCAUUCUCGAUCCUAUUGAUAUUGUUAAAGAUCCUAUCCCUCCACAUGAAUACAAAGCUGAGGAGGAUCCCAAACUGUAUAAAUCAGUGAAGACUAAAAGAGGACCCCUCUCCGAAGACUGGAUUGAAGAAUACAAGAACAACCCUGGGAAAUACCCAAUCAUGUGUGCAUAUAAACUUUGUAAAGUCGAGUUCAGAUACUGGGGAAUGCAGUCCAAAAUCGAGCGGUUUAUCCAUGAUGUUGGCUUGCGGAAGGUCAUGGUCCGUGCCCAUCGGCAGGCCUGGUGCUGGCAGGACGAGUGGUACGGGCUCACCAUCGAGGAUAUCCGGCAGCUGGAGAAGGAGGCGCAGCUGAUGCUGGCUCAGAAGAUGGCCCAGUUCUGCAGCGAAAACGACAGCGAGCAGCACGGAGCCAAGGACGCUGCUGGCGAGAAGGAUGUUGAAGCUGACGCCGUUUCGCCUGUUGACGCAGAGGAUGUUGCUAGUAACAGCGAAACGGCGUCCGGGAGGUCCCUCACCAAGCAGUGGUCCACCUCUUCCAAGUCCUCACGCUCUUCAAAGAGAGGAGCAAGUCCCUCACGCCAUAGCAUCUCGGAGUGGAGGAUGCAGAGCAUUGCCAGAGACUCGGAUGACAGCUCGGACGAUGAAUUCUUCGAUGCACAUGAGGACUUGUCUGACAAUGAGGAAAUGUUCCCGAAAGAAAUAACCAAAUGGAGUUCCAAUGAUCUGAUGGAUAAAAUUGAAACCCCUGAAUGCGAUGAUGUCCAGGGCGACCUGUAUCGCGAGCCGUCGGCAGAGUACCGCGUGGCCUCCAGCGUGGAGCGGCUCAGCAUCAUCGAGGAUGAAUCAGUGCAGCCCUUAAUGCAGCCAAGUAAAAUUCAUGUCCUCCUCUUGGUCCUGCAUGGAGGCAACAUCCUGGACUCAGGAAGUGGUGACCAGAGCUCUAAACAAGGGGACGUCAACACCAUCACGACCGUGUUUGACACGGUGAUGAGGGUACAUUACCCAGCUGCUCUUGGACACAUUGCCAUCAAGCUAGUCCCUUGCCCAGCCAUCUGCUCUGAAGCCUUUUCGCUGGUGUCCAGCCUCAGCCCGUACAGCUACGACGAAGGCUGCCUGUCCAACAGCCAGGACCACAUCCCACUUGCCGCACUCCCUUUGCUAGCGACCUCGUCCCCGCAGUACCAGGAGGCCGUGGCCACCGUGAUCGUCAGAGCCAACCAGGCCUACAGCGAGUUCAUCCGCUCCCCGGAGGGCACGUCGUUCAACGGCCAGGUUUGCUUGGUAGGGGACUGUGUCGGAGGCAUUCUGGGGUUUGAUGCCUUAUGCUACAGCAAUCAGACCGUGUCGGAGAGCCAGAACAGCAGCCGGCGAGGCAGCGUGGUGAGCGUGCAGGAUACCGAUCUCCUGUCUCCUGGAAUAACAGUGAACAAUAGCUAUUGUUCCAGUGGCUCUAAUCUGGAAGGCAGCAGACACCUCAGCAGGAGCAACAUUGAUAUUCCUCGUAGCAACGGAGAAGAUCCAAAGAAGCAGCUGCCACGCAAGAGGAGUGAUUCAUCAACCUACGAGCUGGACACAAUAAAGCAGCAUCAGGCCUUUCUUUCAAGUUUACAUUCUAGUGUUCUGAGGAACGACCCAGGCUCCAGGCGCUCCAGCAGCUCCACGAUGUUGGAUGGAGGAAAUAUUGGAAAGUUUGAAUUUGAGAUCACGGACUUCUUCCUCUUUGGUUCUCCCCUGGGGCUGGUUCUUGCGCUGAGAAAAACUGUCAUCCCAGCUCUAGACAUCUUUCAGCUGAGGCCGGCCUGCCAGCAAGUCUAUAACCUGUUCCACCCCGCAGACCCGUCCGCCUCCCGCCUGGAGCCGCUGCUGGAGAGGAAGUUCUACCUGCUGCCCCCCUUCAACGUCCCCCGCUACCAGAGGUUCCCGCUGGGUGACGGCAAUUCGGCUGUGCUGGUUGAGACAAUCCAGAACAAUCCCAUCCUGCUCAUGGAAAGCAGCCCUUUGGGUGCUCUCCAGCACCAGGACAGCUUCAUGGAAACAAGUAUCCCUGUUCCCGUUCUGAAUUGGCAAGAUGUUUCCAAUAAAAGUGCUGGUUUUGCUGAGUCAGAUGUUGUUCAGUCUCAUGGUGCCGUCUUCAUGGAAAGCGCGUCCCUGUCCACCCCCAUGUCCGCCCCUCAGUUCAGGGGCUUCCGACGAGCCAGUGAGAUCAGCAUUGCCAGCCAGGUCUCGGGAAUGGCAGACAGUUACACUGCUUCCAACAUAGCCAACAUUGCCGCCAAGUGGUGGGGAACCAAGAGGAUCGACUAUGCCCUGUACUGCCCCGACGCGCUGACGGCCUUCCCCACCGUGGCCCUGCCGCACCUCUUCCACGCCAGCUACUGGGAGUCCACGGACGGCUCUGUCGUCCCGCAGGUGAUGAGGCACGAGAACAGCAGCGUCCUGGAGCUGGACGGGAAGGAGGUGUCCGUCUUCACGCCCUCCAAGCCCCGGGAGAAGUGGCUGCGCAAGAGGACGCACGUGAAGCUGCGGAAUGUCACAGCCAACCACAGGAUAAAUGACACCAUCGCUAAUGAAGACGGGCCCCAGACCUUAACUGGAAGGUUUAUGUACGGUCCGUUAGACAUGGUCACACUCACGGGGGAAAAGGUGGACAUUCACAUCAUGACGCAGCCGCCGUCCGGGGAGUGGGUUUACUUCGACACCGAGAUCAGCAACAGCAGCGGCAGGAUCUCCUACGUCAUCCCAGAGAGCCGCCGCCUGGGCAUUGGCGUGUACCCCGUGAAGAUGGUGGUCAGGGGCGACCACACGUUUGCAGACAGCUACAUCACAGUCCUGCCUAAGGGGACGGAGUUCGUGGUGUUCAGCAUCGACGGCUCCUUCGCAGCCAGCGUGUCCAUCAUGGGCAGCGACCCCAAGGUCCGCGCUGGAGCGGUCGACGUCGUAAGGCACUGGCAAGACCUCGGCUACCUCAUAAUCUACGUCACGGGCCGCCCCGACAUGCAGAAGCAGAGGGUGGUGGCGUGGUUGGCACAGCACAACUUCCCCCACGGGAUCGUCUCCUUCUGCGACGGGCUGGUCCACGACCCGCUGCGGCACAAGGCCAACUUCCUCAAAUCCCUCAUCACGGACCUCCACAUGAAGAUCCACGCGGCGUACGGCUCCACUAAGGACAUCUCCGUGUACAGCUCCAUCAGCCUCCCGCCCACGCACAUCUACAUCGUCGGCCGCCCCACCAAGAAGCUGCAGAGCCAGUGCCAGAGCCAGUCCGACGGCGACAAGGAGAGGGACAGGGAGCGCAGCCAAAGGAGCAUGAGCAUCGCCACGGGGUGCUGGGGCCGGAGCGCGGCGGCCCGCCUGGAGUCUGGCCUCCUGGGGCAGAAAUAGCCAGGCCAGAGCCCAGCGACAGUCAGCUGUAGCCACCGGAGAAGAAAACGAAAAAGGGAAGAGGGACGAGGCCGGCGUUACGCGCUGGAAGGGUAAAUAUGGUGCUACUCUAAUAACAUCGUGGUGUUGCAGCAGGAGACGGGAUGUUUCCCACGCGGAACAUGCAGGCCUUGCAGCGGGAGCGGCGCGAGUGUGCAGCAGGAGCCCCAGGAACAGCUGGAAACCAAGGAGGGAACAGUCUCCCGGUCAGGAUCGCGCGCUCUCCUGCCUCCUUCUCUUAUCCAGGUUUAGUGACUGUAAAUACCUGUGCCUCCUCGCCUCGUUAGCCAUCGCUCCGACACGCGGCACCGGGGCCGUCCCCAGAGCCGCAGGAACGGGGUGAGGC
Messenger RNA from Tinamus guttatus (white-throated tinamou), 4367 nucleotides. NCBI's taxonomy places the organism in Eukaryota, Metazoa, Chordata, Aves, Tinamiformes, Tinamidae. The record is from RefSeq and is a predicted model, not a curated record.